GGGGUCCUGAAGUCUCUUCCUCUGCGCAUGUCAAAUGACACGUGCGGGGCUUCUGCUGCGUGUUGUGCUGUACCGCGUUGUUAUCGUCUUCGUAGAUGGUUUUGUUUUUAAACGACAAAUAAACUAUUGUAAACCUUCGCGACUCACACAUUGUUUGUAAAUGGGAGGCCUACAAAAGAAGAAGUUUGAGAGCGGCUCUGCCACAAACUAUAUCACCAGAAACAAAGCCCGUAAGAAAUUGCAACUGAGCCUCCCAGAUUUCAGACGAUUAUGCAUUCUGAAAGGCAUUUACCCCCACGAGCCCAAGCACAAGAAGAAAGUCAACAAGGGCUCCACAGCCCCACGAACCUUUUACCUGCUCAAAGACAUCCGCUUUCUUCUGCAUGAGCCAAUCGUUGGCAAAUUCAGAGCAUACAAGAUAUUUGUUCGCAAACUUAAGAAAGCUUAUGGAAAAACAGAAUAUACUGCAGUGGAAAGGCUCAAGGAGAACAAGCCAACAUAUAAAUUGGACCACAUUGUCAAGGAAAGGUAUCCCACGUUCAUUGAUGCUCUCCGGGAUGUUGAAGAUGCACUUUGUAUGUGCUUCCUCUUCUCCACGUUUGCUCGAACGGGAAAAUGCCACGUGCAAACCAUACAGCUGUGUCGACGUCUCACUGUGGAGUGGAUGAACUUCGUGAUAGCCUCUCGUGCCCUCAGAAAGGUUUUCAUCUCUAUCAAGGGAAUAUAUUACCAGGCUGAAGUGAUGGGGCAGCUAAUUACAUGGCUGGUGCCGUAUCAGUUUUCCCAUGAUCACCCUACAGAUGUUGACUACAGAGUGAUGGCAACUUUCACAGAGUUCUACACAACUCUCUUCGGCUUUAUUAACUUCCGACUCUACCAUUCCCUUAAUCUGGUUUACCCACCAAAGUUUGACAGUAAAGCAGACCAGGAACUCAAGGACAAAAAUGAGGAGGACUAUGCCUUGGAUGCAGAAAGCUACUUGGAGAAACUCGCUGCCUUGAGUGCGAGUCUGGCCCGGGUGGUUUCUGCUGCAGAGGAAGAAGAAACUCAAGUCGACCAUUUUCCUGUUGAGGAGGAAGACAUGGGAAAGAUGGAAGAAAGCGAAAAGGAACAGAAGAAACUGGAAGCCCAUAAAAAGAUGUUUGAGGGCUUAAAGGUUUUCCUCAACAGAGAAGUACCCAGAGAGUCUCUGGCUUUUGUCAUCAGGUGUUUUGGUGGCGAGGUGUCCUGGGACAGGUCCGUCUGCAUUGGGAGCACAUACGAUGAGACUGACGAAACUAUCACACAUCAGAUUGUUGACAGACCCAACGUUGCCACACAGUAUAUCAACAGGUACUACAUCCAACCCCAGUGGGUGUACGACUGUGUCAAUGCCAAACUAAUCCUUCCUGUGGCGGACUACUUCAUGGGGGUCACUCUUCCGCCCCACCUGUCUCCGUUUGUGGAGGAGAAGGAGGGAGACUAUGUUCCUCCAGAAAAACUGAAGAUAAUGGCAUUGCAAAGAGGAGAGAAGCCUGCCCAGCAAAAAGAGGAGGAGAGUGAAGAGGAUGAGGAGGAUGAAGAAGAGGAUGAAGCCGAGGAGGAAAGCGACGAAGUAGAAGAGAAUAAUCUCAAGAAGAUGGAGGACCGACGAUCCCAGGCCAAGGUCAAAGUGACUCCUGGCAAAUUGAAAGUGGUUAAUCUAGCAGACCGGGAGGAGCGGGAGAAAGCCGAGGAGAAGCGUCUGGCCAUCAUGAUGAUGAAGAAAAAGGAGAAGUACCUCUACGACAAGAUCAUGUUCGGAAAGAAGAGAAAAGUCCGAGAGGCUAACAAGCUCGCUGCGAAGAGGAAAGCACAUGACGACAUUGAAAAGGCAAAGAAGAAAAAGGCCCGAAAAUGAAUUCUUAGAAGGACUGUAUUAAGCUGCAACACAUUGAGUUUUUAUUUCUUAUGAUCAAGCAACACAAGUUCAAUAAAAUUGAAUAUUCUA
This is a messenger RNA of Phyllopteryx taeniolatus (common seadragon), 1969 nucleotides long. RefSeq names its product pescadillo (gene pes1). Gene Ontology annotation, cellular component: nucleolus; PeBoW complex. Gene Ontology annotation, molecular function: RNA binding. The transcript has 15 exons. Lineage: Eukaryota; Metazoa; Chordata; Actinopteri; Syngnathiformes; Syngnathidae. The record is from RefSeq and is a predicted model, not a curated record. Bases 161 to 1879 code for a protein of 572 amino acids. Gene Ontology annotation, biological process: maturation of LSU-rRNA from tricistronic rRNA transcript (SSU-rRNA, 5.8S rRNA, LSU-rRNA); ribosome biogenesis.